CACGCAAUCGAUGGCCCGUAUUCGUCAGCAGCGCCAUCAUCAGCAGCCAGCAGGCGUUUUUCCGCAGAGAGCGAGCUACAGCAAAGAAGUGUCGCGAAAAGACGUCGUCGUCGUCGUCGUCGAUUUCGCUUAAAAAUUUUCCACCCCGUUUAACCAUUCACCCCCCUACUCCCCCGUACGGAGCACAUCGCGGUGCGCGAACGUGUACGUGUUGUGUUUGUUGCGUUGUGAGCUGCAAUAGUAUUUAGCAGAAGAAAGGUCAUCGCACCGUGGGAAAAAACGCCAAAAGUCCAUACAGAGGCAGCAGUGUAGCCAUCCAACAGUUCUUCUCAAAAAAAAAGGGAAAACAAUAACCUUCCUUCGAUGAACUCAGUGUAUGACUCAACUGCAGAACAACAUAGCAAGUGAAACGACGACGAUACAGUAGCGGCCAUAGCACAAUCAAGCUAUUGCCAGCUUGCCGGUAGCAUUUCUUUGCGGGCGCUGUUAAGCCGACUGCUUAAGGGGCGAGACGUGUCACAAUCGAAACGUCUUUGCUGUGGUGUACUCCGAAAGGGUUUGAAAGUGUGUUUUCUGGUGUGUUUCCGUUAGGCAAAUCGGUUGCCAGGAACGCGGGAACGGCUCCACAUCUCGUGUCAAACCUCCUGCGACAAAUCGAUAAAAAGCGACAAAUCGACGACAAACAAAAAAAAAACAGCAAAAGAAGAAGAAAAUAGGCAAAAAAACGAAAAAGAGUAUUACAAUAUUUACGACCCUUGUGCAAUUUUACGAAGGCGGCUCAAUUAAACAGCCGCCCGUAGCGGUAAUAAGGUGUAAACUAACCGUGCAAAACGAACGAAGGAGUGUGCUCCGCGAGGGAAGCGAAAUUUCGUAGCGAAAUUGAUCGAGUUAAAGCCACUAGUGAAAGUGCAACACAGCCCCCCCCACACAACAACAGUGAUCGAAAGCGAAAAGUUAAUUGAAUUUAACGAAUAAAAGCGGCUUCUCUGUGUCUUUUUCUCUCUCUCCCCCUCGGUGUAUCGGUUUUUGGGUAGUGCGGUGUGUGGUGUGUCUGCCGGGCGGUAGUGUACGCCUUUGGCAAGUGUGUCGUAAUCGGCUAGUUGGUCUGUGAAAGUGGCCUAGUGUGUGUGUGUGUGUGUGUGGAUCGUGUCCUUCGGGUCGUGUUUCCAUCAGCCGGAUCGAUCGGUGGCGGGAAGGAGUAAUUGCAAAGGGAGUGCCACUGCCGACAGCGGGAAGACUCGACGGCUAGCAGCAGCGGCAGCACCACGGACCAGCCGGAGGAGGACAUUUUUUAUCUACAAUUAUCAGCAGAUCAAAACAUGAAAAUGGUGUUGUCACAACGGCAGCGCGAGGAGCUUAACCAAGCGAUUGCCGAUUACCUGGGAAGCAACGGAUACACAGACGCGCUGGAAGCGUUCCGGAAGGAGGCGGACAUGCCGAACGAGAUCGAGCGCAAGUACGGCGGGCUGCUCGAGAAGAAGUGGACCUCCGUCAUCCGGCUGCAGAAGAAGGUGAUGGAGCUGGAGGCGAAGCUGUCCGAGGCGGAGAAGGAGGUGAUCGAGGGCGCCCCGACCAAAGCGAAGCGCACGCCGAGCGACUGGAUACCGCGCCCGCCGGAGAAGUUUGCGCUCGCCGGCCACCGGGCGACGGUCACGCGCGUUGUCUUUCAUCCCGUCUUCAGCAUGAUGGUGUCCGCGUCGGAGGACGCCACGAUCAAGGUGUGGGACUUUGAGACGGGCGAAUACGAGCGCACGCUCAAGGGCCAUACGGACUCGGUACAGGAUUUGGCAUUCGAUUCGCAAGGCAAGCUGCUCGCCUCCUGCAGCUCGGAUCUAUCGAUCAAGCUGUGGGAUUUCCAGCAGACGUACGAGUGCGUCAAGACAAUGCACGGGCACGAUCACAACGUGUCGUCGGUUUCGUUCGUGCCGGCCGGCGACUUCCUGCUCUCCGCGUCCCGUGACAAAACGAUCAAGAUGUGGGAGGUGGCCAGCGGCUACUGCGUCAAGACGUUCACCGGCCAUCGGGAGUGGGUGCGUAUGGUGCGGGUAAACGUGGACGGCUCGCUGAUGGCCUCCUGCUCGAACGACCACUCGGUACGGGUAUGGCAGACGAACUCCAAGGAGUGCAAGGCUGAGCUGCGCGAGCACGAGAAUACGGUAGAGUGCAUUGCCUGGGCCCCGGAAUCGGCAGCAGCGGCUAUAAACGAGGCAGCCGGAGCAGACAACAAGAAGGGUGCACACCAAGGCCCAUUCCUGGCAUCGGGAUCGAGAGACAAAACGAUCAGGAUUUGGGACGUCAGCUCCGGCUUGUGCCUGUUUACGCUGGCCGGCCACGACAAUUGGGUGCGUGGUAUCGUGUUUCACCCCGGCGGCAAGUACAUGAUUUCCGCUAGCGACGACAAAACGCUACGCAUUUGGGAUCUACGCAACAAGCGUUGCAUGAAAACGCUCUACGCGCACUCACAUUUCUGUACAUCUUUGGAUAUGCAUAAGUCCCAUCCUUACGUCAUAUCCGGCAGCGUGGACACGACGGUUAAAGUUUGGGAGUGCCGCUAAGUCAAAUCCCCCGAUCCGCCCCCUCUCCCGUACACGACGCCACCUGACCAACUAACCCCAACUCUACCCCAGGUUGGCUGGCAGCUUGUUACUUUGUGUGUGUGUGUAUGUGUGUGUGGGUCCAACGGGAGACUCAUUGGCGCUUUCUGUUUUAUGUUCGCUCUUCGACAAAGCAAAGCAAAUUAAACAACCACAGCCACACACCGUAUUGUGGGCCUGGAAGGAUCCGUGGAUUGGCAAAGCAGGAGGACCCACGGACCACAGUUAUCCAGCAUCGGCAAGCAGGCACCGUCAUCACCACCAUCAUCAUCAGCAUCAUCCUUAUCGUGGAUACGUUUUCAUUGCGAUGUGUGCACCUGUGCGCAUGGUUUGUGUUCAGUUUGUGUUGCCGUCCUCUGUUUAGGGUGGUGUAGAAGGUGGGUUUACAAUGAGCGGAGGCAAUGCAAGCAAAACUGUGAAAGAUAGAUGAUACAUGAUAACAAGCGAGAGGGAAAGAGGAGAAAGGGAUGUUUUAGUUCAAUAUUAGUUUACGUUUUGUUCUAUUUUACUCAUAUUGAUCCAAUGAAUAUUGUCAGUGGCGGUACGGAUGUUUAGUAACAUACACACACAAACUGUCGUUAGCCCAACCUUUAGCGCUGGUUCAUGCGUGUUCCUUCGUGCUCCUCCUUCUUAGAGCCGCUGGCUGUUAAACUCUCCAGCAAACCGUUAGCUUUUUCUCUGGGUUUAGACAAACUGGUUAGAAUUGUGAAAACGAGAUCAUGUUUGCAAUUAUUGCUAAAUCAAAAUGCUACACUAAUAGAGUGGAUACACACAACAAUUACACCACCACUCCCUUUGCCACAUCAAAUUGGAAACAGAAAACGCAACUCAUUACGAUAUAAUAAUUAUUAGAGAGCAAAGCAUACACACAACAACAACAAAAAGAAACAUACACAUUUUACAAUUUGUCGAUGCGCUGAUCAAAUGAGGAGGAAACUUGAAGUAGGUGGUACACGCUUGUGCCCGUUAAAAACCAGAAUCGAUGGCAAGGGCAGUACAGCGCAGGCAGACACGAGCUCAUUUUCACUCCUCAAUUUGCUAGCUAGCGGAAGGUAGGGAAACCCCUUUGAAGAGCGAAAGGAUAAAACAUGUUUCGAACCACCCGGAGUGGAGGCGAAAGCGAAUCCAGAAAGAGGAGAGGCAGUAGCGGAAUAAUGGCAAUUGGUGGCCUGAACAGCGCAGCACAGUGCAAUGCAACUAUCUAUGUGGAAGGAGGGAGGCAAGCAUUAUUAAUAACACAAUAUACUUACGGUUAUCAAAAAGAAAAAUGGGGCACGGUGGGAGGAACAAUAUUGAACGUCAAAUUGAAACAUUAGCAAGAGCGUGGAGCCUAUAGGAGCAGCAGGGUGGGAGAAUGGUGUAGGAUUUCGGGCAGAAGCAGAAGCAAACCGGCACGCUAAGUCAAGACGGAAGCAGGUCUACAACCUCACCGAACAACCGAAUGGUCCGCCAGUGCGCGCGAGAGAGCCGCACGAAACACCAGCAAAACCGAAACAGCCGCCGACAACGCGCGCGCGCGCCACCCCAUCCGUGUGUGCUCUUCCCUGUCGAUUCUUCUCCGACUGCUCCCCGGGCCGUUACAAUGUGGAUCUCUGACUCUUUGGCAUGUAUGAUAGCGCUUUGGCAUUGCCGAUGCUACGAUGUAGUUGUGCAUGGGAGAAAGGUGUUCAUUUAACACCUUUUGUGAGCUUUGGCUCUUGAGUUUUGGAGUUGUAUGAUUACUUGCUGGCCAUGCCUGCCUUAUUGGUUGCAUCAUCUAUGAUUAUCACGGUCCAAAGGAACUUGCACCUUAAAAUUGCUGAAAGGAACACAUUUUGAUAGUUUUUUGCAUUCCCCUACUUGUUGGGAGGCGGUUUUCCACCAACUUGCUUGACACUAUUGAAUAGAACAAAACAACAAACUAAAUAAACUGCAUAUCUCUGUCAUCUCUUACGGAGAAGAUUUGUGGGCCCAUCCCCGGGAAGGGACGGAUUUGGCAUCGAUCGUCCGCCCUCUCCGCGUACACUCGUCUAAUUGCUUCAUCCUUGUAAAAUUGGCUUUGUUUUGUCGAAGGCUGUUUGUACAUAGUGCGAAUAGUAAAGUUUAAUAAGAAUUUUGUUUUAGAAUGAGCUGAACAAAUCAACGCUCUCCCAGUCGCGUCGCGGGUUAGUUUUUAUGUGUGUGUGUGUGUGUGCGAGAGUUGCAUAAACCAACCUCCGUGUGUGGUGGUGGCGACCCUUUUCGAGCUUUCGAAGGGUUGCCGCGGGGGGUGCAAUCUUUCACGAUUGCUAUUCUUUACAACCGGCACACAAACCCCCCCCCCCCCUCACAGUUCAUAUAAUGUAAAUAUUGUUACUGCACGUAAACAAACACGAACACGUUAUAUACGCAGACCCUGUUGCAGAUGUUGUGUGCCUGUCUAGUGCGACAAUUGAUGAUCGAUCGGUCGACUUGGUUGGCAGCAAAAACCGGAGCAAGAAAAGACGGAAGGCAUCGUAUGUGGAUGUGUGUGUGAGUGUGUCAGUGGCGUGAGUGGUGGUGAUGAUGAGAUGGUCAUAGGACAUCACAUCCUACUACCCUCACGCCGUCGAGAAACGGCAACGGUUUUACGGCGUCAUCGGUGCCGCUCGCUGGAAGCAAGGUGUAAACUGCGGAAAUGUGUGUGAGUGUGUGCGACUUGUUUCAUACUAUUUAAAUUAUUAAAACCUAUUUCUAAAAUGCCCUCUUAUAUAAUUGCUAUGGCAAGCGGAAGAAGAAGAAAACAAACACAGAAAAAAGGAAGAAAAAACAUAGAACAUCAAGAGGUGUGUAGGAAAGAACCGCGCAAACUUGGUGCGCGAACCCCCGGCGGCAAGCGAUUAGAAAGAGAGAGAGAGAGAGGGAGAGUGCAAGCUAGGAGCUGCAAACGAAAACAUAAUAAUUACACACACACAACUGCUAAUACUACUAUUAUUAUGAUUACCUAUUAUAAUUGCUACGAAUAAUGGUGUUUUUCUACCCGUUGCUGUGAGGGAAAGAUUUAAGCGCGAGAGAGAAGGCAACGGUAAUAAUACGCGGAAUAGUGUUAAACGCGAUCUAAUACGCAAGCGAAUGCGCGCCUUGACACGCGAACAUGGGGCGAUUUGUAUGUGUGUGUAUGUGUUUGUGAUGCGUUAGUGUGUCACUUGAAAAGCGUUGGGUGGGGAAAUGGCCCGGCUCUUCUUAAGCCGCGCUCAAUGUCAGCAAAUGCUCGAAAUGUGCCGAAAUGCUAAAUGUCCCCGAAAAGAACAGCAAAGCCGCGAAAAAAGGUGAAACGAGCGAAAUGAAAUGUGUUCCAUCGAGUAAAAAAAUAAAACAAACGGAAGCAUCAGAUCAAGUGAGAAUGGCACGCGUCGAAUGGCUUCAGGUCACCCCACCGCCGCCCCCGCCUCCCUGCGUUGUUCCAUCUGGCUGGUGGAACCCGGAGCGUGAUUUGGUUUUAUUUCCUUCAUGGUAAAUAAAAUUUAAAUCUUAAACGACGACCUCAACGGAAAGGUGUGAUUUGAAAAUAAAGGAGAGCGGAAAAGGGAAUCAGUAAUAACAGACACACACACGCAAAAGCGAACGUUACACACACAAACACACGCAUCGUUCCGGGAGUGCAUGUCAAGGACCGCAUAGAGAGUUCUGUAAUAAUAUUCUUAAAGAAAGAUAUAAAACAGCAAGCAGAAACGGCUAAACAAACAAAACAAAACAAAACAAAAAAAGAACCUACGCGUUAUUAAAAAGCAAACGAAACGGGAUUAUAAUUUUGAAGAAACAAAAAUAUAUAUUAUGGAAAACAUUGACAGUGAAAGCGAGAAGUGAGAUAGCGACAGCGAGAAAGCGAGAAAGAGAGACAGAGAGGAAGAGAGAAAGCGAGAGAGUGCAAAUAUAUUUAAAGUUUUAUUAUUUUCCCCCUCCUCCUCCUUUUGUUCAUUCCGUUCGGUUGAUUUCUACCUUGGAACGUUAUUUUCUAGUUAAGAAAGUUUCGGAACAACGGAAUGGAAUUCAUCCCUUGAUUAGUUCUCAAUGCUUAUAAGGAAAAUGCUCAGUAAAAAUUCCAAUUGCUAUUUAACUUA
Anopheles arabiensis is the source of this 6652-nucleotide messenger RNA. It is a transcript of the gene Lis-1, whose product is annotated as lissencephaly-1 homolog. The coding region runs from base 1320 to 2555 and encodes 411 amino acids. The record is from RefSeq and is a predicted model, not a curated record. Gene Ontology annotation, molecular function: protein binding. Lineage: Eukaryota; Metazoa; Arthropoda; Insecta; Diptera; Culicidae. The transcript has 8 exons.